AUGCACAGAGCAAGUCGCCAUUCUCCGCGCUAUCAAAAUUUAAAUGAUAAUAAAAAAUAAAUAUAGCAACUUAAUGAAUUGGCAAUAAGUUAGUCCCAUAGAAUUAAUGAGUUCGAAAGAAAACUAUAAAGCAUGCUUAAAAAAUUAAAUGAUUCUCAAAGUUUUCAUGUAGAUUAAAUUUCUAAUUAAAUUUCUGAGUUAGAAGAUGAAAAGGACGAUUCAUAACUAAAUUUAUUACUUCCAGAUUGUAUUCUGAAGAAAACAGAUUGCGGGCAAAUAUUAGAUCAAAAAGAAAAUUAGGAUUAAAAAAUGAAAGUUAUGAACAAUAUUUAAGAAAAGUUUAGUGCAAUAGGUUAAACAUCAAACUCUAAAUAAAAUUAAGAGAUAAGUUAUGAAAAUUCAAAUGAAGACCAAAUUUAGCAUUUAUUCUUAUAAUCAAAAUAAAAAAAUGAGUUUUCAGAAUACUCCAAACCAGAAAUUUUAAUGAAUUAAUUGGUUGUUUAAAAUUAAUAUAAAAAUGUGGAAAAAGAAAAUAAAUUAGAAGAAUUCGAUGAAAUCUUACUUUAUCAAGCUGAAGGCAAUCUUUCAAGUGAAGAAAAAUAAAUGAACCAAGAAUAUAGAGAAGUUAAUAGUUAGAAUAAUUAAAGUGAUGAAAUAAAAAAUUAAGCUUAGCUGAAUUAAAGAUAAAUUGAUAAAAUUUAAUAAAACCUAAAAAAAGAAAGCGAAAACCAGGGGAAUAAAAUUAAAAUUUUUCUUCCUAAAAUAGCCAAUUUAUUAUAGGAUAAAAACUAAAAAAUAAUUAAACUUUUAAACAAAGAGUUGACUCAAGAAAAUUUUCUUUAAGAUAUCGGAGAAUAAGGAAUAGAAAAAAUGAAUAUUCAAUUAAAUAGAAUGUCAGAAAAAUAGAGUCAGUAAUUUAAAAAAUUGGAAAUGUAAAUGUAAUAAAUUAUGAAAGAAAAUAUCGAUAAAAUUAUGAAAAUAGUAAAUUAAACUUUCAGAAUCAAUAAUUUGAGUCAAAAUGAAGAAAUAAUAGAUAAACUAGUUGAUAGAAAGGGAUCUAUUAAUGAUUAAUAAAUAGAAGAAUAUAAAGUAUAACAAUAUGAAUUAUAAUAUGAAUUGGAGGUGUCAAGUUAAAAGAAUGAUGUGCAAAUUAAGUAAGAACCAAGUAAUAAUUGGGAUCAAAAUAGUAAUAUUAGUGAUAUUGUAAAUAAAUCUAUUCACAAAAUAAAUGACUAAUCCCUCUCAUAAAAUGAUGAAAGGGAUAAUAACAUUCAAAAUUUUUUAUAAUAAAUAGCAAGUCUUUAAUAAUAAAAUAUUUAGUAGGGCGAAGGAAAUAAUAUCAUUCAAAAACAUAGAAAAUCAACUUCUGAUUAAUUUAAAAAUCAAAAGGAUAAUUUAACUCAAUAAAAAGAAAUUAAUAUACAAGAUACAGACUAGGAUAAAUAUAUUUGCGCUAAUCAAACAUUUAACGAAAUUAAUAAAUCAAUGAAUUAAAGUGAAUAACUGUAAUUAUAAAUUUCUAUUAAUGAGAAAUAGAAUUUAGUCAAUAAUUUCUUAAUGGAGCUUGAAUAUGGAAGUAAGAUAGAAAAUCAAGUUGAGCUGGAUGAAAAAAUGAAUAGUGUAUUUGAUAGAAUAAAAGAAAUCUAAAAAAGUUAAAAUAAUGAAAACUUAAUUGAGUUUAUAAACAAAAAAUUAAAUGAAUUUUUAAGACCUAAAAAUUAGUAAGAGAAUUUGUAUGAGAAAGAAAUGUUAAAUAUGGAAUAAUAAGAAUAAAUUUGUAAAUUGGAAUAUAACAUUAAUAGUAUAUAAAAUGAAGGAUUUUAAAAUGAUGAAUAUAAGUAAUACUAAUAAAAGUUAAAUAAUUUAUAAGAAAAUAAUUAAAAAGUAAAUGGUCAACCUGGAGAAAUAAUAAAAGACGAAGAAAAUUAAAUAAUUUAAUUUGGUGAAUAAGAUAAAAACUAAAAUAUAUAAACAAAUAAACUAUUAAACUAAGAAUUAAAGAAAUAAAAUGAUUUUAUCAUAAAAAAAAAUAAAUAAAUGAAUCUAUAAGAGAAAAUUGAAUUUGAAAAAGUAAAAAGAAACUAAUCUAUAGAGCAAGAAGAUAAAUAACAAGAAAAUUAAUAAAUGAAAGAUAAACAACUGCCUUAUUUAAAUGAAGAAAAUAAAAAAUUAUCUAAACUUUAAUAAUAGGAACCUAAAAUAAAUGAUAAAAUAUAAUCAUUAGAACCUGAAAAUAAUAAUGAAAAACAACUUUAAUAAUUAGUUUAAAAUUUACAAGAAUAGUUAUAAGAUAAAGAAAAUUAAUUAUCUGUUUAAAAUGAUGAGAUUAUUAAAUUACGUAAACAAUAAUAAUAGGAACCUAAAUUAAAUGAGAAAAUAUAGUCAUUAGAACCUGAAAAUAAUAAGGAUGAACAACUUUAAAUGUUAGUUUAAAAUUUACAAGAAUAGUUAUAAGAUAAAGAAAAUUAAUUAUCUGUCUAAAAUGAUGAGAUUAUUAAAUUACGUAAACAAUAAUAAUAGGAACCUAAAUUAAAUGAGAAAAUAUAAUCAUUAGAACCUGAAAAUAAUAAGGAUGAACAACUUUAAAUGUUAGUUUAAAAUUUACAAGAAUAGUUAUAAGAUAAAGAAAAUUAAUUAUCUGUCUAAAAUGAUGAGAUUAUUAAAUUACGUAAACAAUAAUAAUAGGAACCUAAAUUAAAUGAGAAAAUAUAAUCAUUAGAACCUGAAAAUAAUAAGGAUGAACAACUUUAAAUGUUAGUUUAAAAUUUACAAGAAUAGUUAUAAGAUAAAGAAAAUUAAUUAUCUGUCUAAAAUGAUGAGAUUAUUAAAUUACGUAAACAAUAAUAAUAGGAACCUAAAUUAAAUGAGAAAAUAUAAUCAUUAGAACCUGAAAAUAAUAAGGAUGAACAACUUUAAAUGUUAGUUUAAAAUUUACAAGAAUAGUUAUAAGAUAAAGAAAAUUAAUUAUCUGUCUAAAAUGAUGAGAUUAUUAAAUUACGUAAACAAUAAUAAUAGGAACCUAAAUUAAAUGAGAAAAUAUAAUCAUUAGAACCUGAAAAUAAUAAGGAUGAACAACUUUAAAUGUUAGUUUAAAAUUUACAAGAAUAGUUAUAAGAUAAAGAAAAUUAAUUAUCUGUCUAAAAUGAUGAGAUUAUUAAAUUACGUAAACAAUAAUAAUAGGAACCUAAAUUAAAUGAGAAAAUAUAAUCAUUAGAACCUGAAAAUAAUAAGGAUGAACAACUUUAAAUGUUAGUUUAAAAUUUACAAGAAUAGUUAUAAGAUAAAGAAAAUUAAUUAUCUGUCUAAAAUGAUGAGAUUAUUAAAUUACGUAAACAAUAAUAAUAGGAACCUAAAUUAAAUGAGAAAAUAUAAUCAUUAGAACCUGAAAAUAAUAAGGAUGAACAACUUUAAAUGUUAGUUUAAAAUUUACAAGAAUAGUUAUAAGAUAAAGAAAAUUAAUUAUCUGUCUAAAAUGAUGAGAUUAUUAAAUUACGUAAACAAUAAUAAUAGGAACCUAAAUUAAAUGAGAAAAUAUAAUCAUUAGAACCUGAAAAUAAUAAGGAUGAACAACUUUAAAUGUUAGUUUAAAAUUUACAAGAAUAGUUAUAAGAUAAAGAAAAUUAAUUAUCUGUCUAAAAUGAUGAGAUUAUUAAAUUACGUAAACAAUAAUAAUAGGAACCUAAAUUAAAUGAGAAAAUAUAAUCAUUAGAACCUGAAAAUAAUAAGGAUGAACAACUUUAAAUGUUAGUUUAAAAUUUACAAGAAUAGUUAUAAGAUAAAGAAAAUUAAUUAUCUGUCUAAAAUGAUGAGAUUAUUAAAUUACGUAAACAAUAAUAAUAGGAACCUAAAUUAAAUGAGAAAAUAUAAUCAUUAGAACCUGAAAAUAAUAAGGAUGAACAACUUUAAAUGUUAGUUUAAAAUUUACAAGAAUAGUUAUAAGAUAAAGAAAAUUAAUUAUCUGUCUAAAAUGAUGAGAUUAUUAAAUUACGUAAACAAUAAUAAUAGGAACCUAAAUUAAAUGAGAAAAUAUAAUCAUUAGAACCUGAAAAUAAUAAGGAUGAACAACUUUAAAUGUUAGUUUAAAAUUUACAAGAAUAGUUAUAAGAUAAAGAAAAUUAAUUAUCUGUCUAAAAUGAUGAGAUUAUUAAAUUACGUAAACAAUAAUAAUAGGAACCUAAAUUAAAUGAGAAAAUAUAAUCAUUAGAACCUGAAAAUAAUAAGGAUGAACAACUUUAAAUGUUAGUUUAAAAUUUACAAGAAUAGUUAUAAGAUAAAGAAAAUUAAUUAUCUGUCUAAAAUGAUGAGAUUAUUAAAUUACGUAAACAAUAAUAAUAGGAACCUAAAUUAAAUGAGAAAAUAUAAUCAUUAGAACCUGAAAAUAAUAAGGAUGAACAACUUUAAAUGUUAGUUUAAAAUUUACAAGAAUAGUUGCAAGAUAAAGAAAAUUAAUUAUCUGUCUAAAAUGAUGAGAUUAUUAAAUUACGUAAACAAUAAUAAUAGGAACCUAAAUUAAAUGAGAACAUAUAAUCAUUAGAACUUGGAUAUAAUAAGGAAGAACGGCUAGCCAAAAAAAAAAAAGGAUAAUUAUAGGAUAACCUAACUAAAUCAUCACUAAUAAAUGAAGAAGAUUUGAAAUUAAGUUAACAGUUAUUAUAGGAACCUUAAUUCAAUAUAUUACAAUAAUUUUAAUAAAUUUAGCACUACAAUGAUCAACAACUUUCUUCGAAUAUGAUUUAAUAACAAAAAUAAAUUGAUAUUCCUUAGAACCAAUUUGUAUUGCUUAAUACUGAACAGCGAGAUAGUUUGUUUUAUAAUGAUUAAUCAUUAAAAUAACUGUAAUCAAAUAAUAUUUAAUUGGAGUAAACAUCCUAAAUAAAUAACAUAACAUAAAGUAAUUCUUUUAAUUCUUAUAACUAAUCUAAUCAAAUAAAUUCUUUAUAUAUUACUUUAUAAGAAUCUGAAGAAAAUUAAUUUAAACAUAAAGAUGAAAAACAUACCAAUAUUUAAACUUUAACUUUAUAAAAUUAAAACGAAAUAAAUAGUCAACAAUAAUUAGUAAAAAAAUAUGAUUCAAAAAUUAAUAGUCUAAAACAAUUAUUAAAAAUCAUACAUAGUCGAGUAUAAUUAAAUUCUUUAUAAUAAUAAAAUUAACUCUUAACAGUUUAAUCCAAUUUAAUUAAUGAAUAAAAUACAUAAUAUUAAUUGACAUUAAAUUAAUUGAAUAAAAAAUUAAUGAAAUAAGAAUCUGUCCUAAUAUAAUUAUAAGAUAAAAACAAAGAAUAUGAGGAAACAAUUAAAACAUAAAAGUAAUAAAAUAUAAAUUUAAAUAAAAAGAUUUAAGAAAUAGAGGAUGAAAUUAUUAUUUAAAAAGAUAAUAAUUUAAAAAUAUUAGAGUAAAAUGAAUUUAGAUAAACUUAAUAGGUAGAAUAUUAAAAAGAAAAAGAAGAGUUAAUAAGUUUAAUAAAUUCUGAAAAUAAUAAAUUAAAUGAAUAGAUAAUUGAAUUGAAAGAUAUCAAUAAGAAAUUGACAGAUGAAAUAGAUCAUAAAUAGAAAGAAAACAAUUAAUUAUUAACAAGUAAUAAAGAAAAAGAAUAACAAAUAAGUUAACUUUCUUCUGAUAACAAUAAAUAGAAUGAAAAGAUAAAUGAAUUAGAAAGUUAAAUUAAUGAAAUUAAAGAUAUGAAUAAGAAAUUGACAGAUGAUAUAGAUAAUAAAUAGAAAGAAAACAAUUAAUUAUUAACAAGUAAUAAAGAAAAAGAAUAACAAAUAAGUUAACUUUCUUCUGAUAACAAUAAAUAGAAUGAAAAGAUAAAUGAAUUAGAAAGUUAAAUUAAUGAAAUUAAAGAUAUGAAUAAGAAAUUGACAGAUGAUAUAGAUAAUAAAUAGAAAGAAAACAAUUAAUUAUUAACAAGUAAUAAAGAAAAAGAAUAACAAAUAAGUUAACUUUCUUCUGAUAACAAUAAAUAGAAUGAAAAGAUAAAUGAAUUAGAAAGUUAAAUUAAUGAAAUUAAAGAUAUGAAUAAGAAAUUGACAGAUGAUAUAGAUAAUAAAUAGAAAGAAAACAAUUAAUUAUUAACAAGUAAUAAAGAAAAAGAAUAACAAAUAAGUUAACUUUCUUCUGAUAACAAUAAAUAGAAUGAAAAGAUAAAUGAAUUAGAAAGUUAAAUUAAUGAAAUUAAAGAUAUGAAUAAGAAAUUGACAGAUGAUAUAGAUAAUAAAUAGAAAGAAAACAAUUAAUUAUUAACAAGUAAUAAAGAAAAAGAAUAACAAAUAAGUUAACUUUCUUCUGAUAACAAUAAAUAGAAUGAAAAGAUAAAUGAAUUAGAAAGUUAAAUUAAUGAAAUUAAAGAUAUGAAUAAGAAAUUGACAGAUGAUAUAGAUAAUAAAUAGAAAGAAAACAAUUAAUUAUUAACAAGUAAUAAAGAAAAAGAAUAACAAAUAAGUUAACUUUCUUCUGAUAACAAUAAAUAGAAUGAAAAGAUAAAUGAAUUAGAAAGUUAAAUUAAUGAAAUUAAAGAUAUGAAUAAGAAAUUGACAGGUGAUAUAGAUAAUAAAUAGAAAGAAAACAAUUAAUUAUUAACAAGUAAUAAAGAAAAAGAAUAACAAAUAAGUUAACUUUCUUCUGAUAACAAUAAAUAGAAUGAAAAGAUAAAUGAAUUAGAAAGUUAAAUUAAUGAAAUUAAAGAUAUGAAUAAGAAAUUGACAGAUGAUAUAGAUAAUAAAUAGAAAGAAAACAAUUAAUUAUUAACAAGUAAUAAAGAAAAAGAAUAACAAAUAAGUUAACUUUCUUCUGAUAACAAUAAAUAGAAUGAAAAGAUAAAUGAAUUAGAAAGUUAAAUUAAUGAAAUUAAAGAUAUGAAUAAGAAAUUGACAGAUGAUAUAGAUAAUAAAUAGAAAGAAAACAAUUAAUUAUUAACAAGUAAUAAAGAAAAAGAAUAACAAAUAAGUUAACUUUCUUCUGAUAACAAUAAAUAGAAUGAAAAGAUAAAUGAAUUAGAAAGUUAAAUUAAUGAAAUUAAAGAUAUGAAUAAGAAAUUGACAGAUGAUAUAGAUAAUAAAUAGAAAGAAAACAAUUAAUUAUUAACAAGUAAUAAAGAAAAAGAAUAACAAAUAAGUUAACUUUCUUCUGAUAACAAUAAAUAGAAUGAAAAGAUAAAUGAAUUAGAAAGUUAAAUUAAUGAAAUUAAAGAUAUGAAUAAGAAAUUGACAGAGGAUAUAGAUAAUAAAUAGAAAGAAAACAAUUAAUUAUUAACAAGUAAUAAAGAAAAAGAAUAACAAAUAAGUUAACUUUCUUCUGAUAACAAUAAAUAGAAUGAAAAGAUAAAUGAAUUAGAAAGUUAAAUUAAUGAAAUUAAAGAUAUGAAUAAGAAAUUGACAGAGGAUAUAGAUAAUAAAUAGAAAGAAAACAAUUAAUUAUUAACAAGUAAUAAAGAAAAAGAAUAACAAAUAAGUUAACUUUCUUCUGAUAACAAUAAAUAGAAUGAAAAGAUAAAUGAAUUAGAAAGUUAAAUUAAUGAAAUUAAAGAUAUGAAUAAGAAAUUGACAGAUGAUAAAGAUAAUAAAUAGAAAGAAAACAAUUAAUUAUUAACAAGUAAUAAAGAAAAAGAAGAACUAAUUAGUUAACUUUCUUCUAAUAACAAUAAAUAGAAUGAAAAGAUAAAUGAAUUAGAAAGUUAAAUUAAUGAAAUUAAAGAUAUGAAUAAGAAAUUGACAGAGGAUAUAGAUAAUAAAUAGAAAGAAAACAAUUAAUUAUUAACAAGUAAUAAAGAAAAAGAAUUACAAAUAAGUUAACUAUCUUAUGAUAAUACUAAAUUAAAUGAAUAAAUCAUUGAAUUGCAAGAUAUGAAUAAGAAAUUGACAGAGGAUAUAGUUAAUAAAUAGAAAGAAAACAAUUAAUUAUUAACAAGUAAUAAAGAAAAAGAAUAACAAAUAAGUUAACUUUCUUCUGAUAACAAUAAAUAGAAUGAAAACAUAAAUGAAUUAGAAAGUUAAAUUAAUGAAAUUAAAGAUAUGAAUAAGAAAUUGACAUAGGAUAUAGAUAAUAAAUAGAAAGAAAACAAUUAAUUAUUAAUAAGUAAUAAAGAAAAAGAAUAACAAAUAACUUAACUUUCUUCUGAUAACAAUAAAUAGAAUGAAAAGAUAAAUGAAUUAGAAAGUUAAAUUAAUGAAAUUAAAGAUAUGAAUAAGAAAUUGACAUAGGAUAUAGAUAAUAAAUAGAAAGAAAACAAUUAAUUAUUAACAAGUAAUAAAGAAAAGGAAGAGCAAAUUAGUUAACUAUCUUCUGAUAAUACUAAAUUAAAUGAAUAAAUCAUUGAAUUGCAAAAUAUUAAAAAGAAAUUGACAGAUGAAAUAGAUCAUUAAUAGAAAGAAAACAAUUAAUUAUUAACAUGUAAUAAAGAAAAUAGAGAACUAAUUAGUUAACUUUCUUCUGAUAACAAUAAAUAGAAUGAAAAGAUAAAUGAAUUAGAAAGGUAAAUUAAUAAAAUUAAAGAUAUGAAUAAGAAAUUGACAGAGGAUAUAGAUAAUAAAUAGAAAGAAAACAAUUAAUUAUUAACAAGUAAUAAAGAAAAAGAAUUACAAAUAAGUUAACUUUCUUCUGAUAACAGUAAAUAGAAUGAAAAGAUAAAUGAAUUAGAAAGUUAAAUUAAUGAAAUUAAAGAUAUGAAUAAGAAAUUGACAGUAGAUAUAGAUAAUAAAUAGAAAGAAAACAAUUAAUUAUUAACAAGUAAUAAAGAAAAAGAAUAACAAAUAAGUUAACUUUCUUCUGAUAAUAAUAAAUUAAAUUAAUAGCAAAUUGAAAUGGAACUAUAAAUUCAUGAAUAGGAGCAUAUCCAUAUUACACAAUAAGAGGAAAUAAAAAACAUAUCUUAAAAUAAUAAUAAUAUUAAUUAAAGUCUUAUAUCAUCUUAAAAUUUACCAAUAUUAGAAGAUAAGUAGAAAUAUUUUAUAAACCCAUUACACUUAUUAAAUUAAGAAAACGCAUAAGAAACAACUUUAAAACUCUAAUCUAAUUUAUUGCCCUCAACUAUAAUUUAAUAAGUUGAACAAAACUUAAUUUAGCCUUAAAAUACAUCAUUAUAAUCUUUAUAAAUACAACAUAAAGAAACUCUAUAAAGUUAAAUUACAGAUUAAUUAUUUUAACAAGAUAAAAAUAUGCAAUUAUAAUAAAAAGAAGAAAUUAUCCUACAUUUGGAAUCAAUAAUAAAAUUUUAAGAACAAUAAUUAAUAUAUCUUAAUACCCUUUUAGUUAAUGCAGAAGAAACUUUAUCUAAAAUUUUUUGA
This is a messenger RNA of Paramecium pentaurelia, 9282 nucleotides long. The record is from the annotation of a GenBank genome assembly. Lineage: Eukaryota; Ciliophora; Oligohymenophorea; Peniculida; Parameciidae.